Molecule: messenger RNA, 3273 nt
Organism: Penicillium olsonii
Lineage: Eukaryota; Fungi; Ascomycota; Eurotiomycetes; Eurotiales; Aspergillaceae
Source: the annotation of a GenBank genome assembly
AUGAACAUGCAUUCACCAAAGCACACAAUGGCGACUGUCACCCUAACCAGUACUGGCGUGAAGCCACUCCAGACCAAGGACAUCGCCACGCGCCUGUUAAAUGGCACACUCCAUUCCCAGUGGCCGGCCUUUGAGCAAUUCGAGACCGUCGAUGGUCUGUUGAAGUCCCAUGCGGCUCAGCCUGACGAAGGGAAGCAUCCGUUGAUCUGUUAUCCUAUCCGCGGGGCCGCCGACUUCGAAGAACACACAGCCGGCGAUAUUGACCGCUAUACCGAUGUCGCAGUUCGCUUCUACAUGCAACAGGGUCUCACGGCGGCAGAUCCCAAUCUCGAACAAGCGCCUGUGAUUGCCACCCUGGUAGGGUCGAGCUUCGAGGCAGUGGUGACUUUCUUUGCCCUGAACCGUCUGGGAUACGCGGUGCUGUUCUUGUCCACGCGCCUAACAGCCCCGGCGUAUGCACGAUUAAUGGACAUGGCAAAUUGCCAUUCCAUCAUUAACACUCAGCAACACCAGCAAGUGGUCACGGAGAUCUGUGCUCUGCGCCCCGACUGCAGUACAUACUCUCUGCUGCAGAGAGAGAAUUGGUUCAACCGCCCUGCGAGCUUCCCUCGCUAUCAGCGACCAGGUGUCGAUACAUCAAAGGAAGGCAAAAAGAUCGCUUGGAUCUUGCACUCCUCUGGGAGUACCGGUUUCCCCAAGCCCAUCUUCCUAACGAACCUCCAAACAUUGGCCAACUUCCGCAAGAGUUUCGGUUUACGCCUCUUCACAAUUAGCCCUCUCUUCCACUCCCAUGCUCUGAUGGAGCUGGGAAGGGCGCUCUUUACCAGAGCUCCCGCAUAUCUGGGGAACCAUUCACUCCCGGUGACUUACCAGAAUCUCUUCGAUGCCCUCCAGGUGGCCAAGCCGCAGCAGAUCAGCGCCGUGCCAUACGUCAUCAAACUGCUAGCUGAAAAGCAAGAAGGCAUCCAAGCACUGGCUGCUCCCAAAUUGGUGUUGUACGGUGGUUCCAGCUGCCCCGACGAUCUGGGCGACCGUCUUGUUGCCCAGGGUGUGAACCUGGUGGGCAAUUACGGAGCCACCGAAACCGGCCAGAUCAUGACCUCUUUCCGCCCCCCUGGCGACAAUGAGUGGCAGUACAUGCGGCUGCACCGUCCUGUUGCCGACCGUACCCUUAUGGAUGAAAUCUCUCCCGGUGUCUUUGAGUGCGUGGCGCUAGAAGGCCUCCCCAGCAAGGGCCCGUCGAAUUCAAAGCCACCAUAUAGCUCCAAGAACCCCGAGAACAGUUUCCGGACGGCCGACCUCUUCACGAGACACCCUGACCCCGCCAAGGGCAACUACUACAAGUAUUUGAGCCGACUGGAUGACCGAAUCACACUGGUAAAUGGCGAAAAGGUGCUGCCAAUCCCCAUCGAGGGCCGCGUCCGGGAAGAGCCGAUCGUCAGCGAUUGUGUCGUGUUUGGAUUCCAGCGUACCGUGCCUGGGGCCCUCAUCUUCCGCGCUCCUGGCAAACUGGAACACUUGAGCGAUGAGGAGUUCCUGGAAACCAUCUGGCCGGCGGUAGAGGCUGCCAAUGCGCGAGCGGAGACAUUCUCGCGAAUUCCCAAGGAGCUUGUCAUCGUCAUGGGAUCUGAUGUUAUGUACGCCAAAACUGACAAGGGCACCUGUAUCCGGGCCCAGGUGUAUCAGCAAUUCGAAGAGGAGAUCAAGCAGGCGUAUGCAAGCUUUGAGGGCAGCGGCCAGAAACGGGGCAGUCUUGUUCUGAAUAUCUCUGAACUUGAAGACUGGUUGCUGGCGAGAUUCAGUCAGGAUCUGGGAGUGUCAUUGUCCGGACCUGAUGCUGAUAUCUUCUCCGCCGGUGUUGACAGUUUGCAGACGACUCAGAUCUGGAGAUCUAUCGUGCGGGAUAUUGAUCUUGGUGAGUUGGAGGACCGGCUGUCUCAGAACAUCGUCUUCGAAAAAGGUACGGUCAGAGCGCUGGCUAGGCAUCUUUAUCAGAUGAGGACCGGAGAAGAAUCCGAGAAAGAAGAUGAGUUGGCCAUCAUGCAAGAGCUGAUCGAGAAGUAUUCGCACUUCACGAAACAUUUUCCCACGACGAUCCAAACUCCACAAACCGAAGUGGUCAUGGUCACCGGCGCGACAGGCAACCUGGGAGCUUUCAUCGUGGCCGAGCUUCUCAAGCGCCCAACGGUCUCCGAAGUAUGGGCACUUGUGCGUGCACCAGGCCAAGCAGCUGCAGGAGCACGCCUGUAUCAAUCACUGGCCGAUCGCCAGAUCGUCCUCUCGAGCGAUGAAGCUGCCAAGCUCCACGCCGUGCCGAGCGACCUGUCACAGUCCAACCUCGGACUGAGCAACCAUGAUCUCCAACACUUGCUUUCCUCCUUAACAUGCGUGAUCCACAGCGCAUGGGCCGUGAACUUCAAUCUGGGUGUGCGAUCAUUCGAGGAUCAGCAUAUCCAAGGAACAUACAACCUCAUCAAUCUCUGCUUGCGCUCUCAUCUGCCCCUCCCAGCACGGUUCUUCUUUUGCUCCAGCGUCAGCGCCGCAAGCAACACACCCAAGCCGGCUUCCAUUCCAGAAACCAUGGUUGAGAACUUGGACCAUGCUCAAAAGAUGGGAUACGGAAGAUCGAAGCUGGUCACAGAACACAUUACCCGUAAUGCUAUGCGUCAGACUGGGAUGCAGGCUCGGGUGCUCAGAAUCGGUCAAUUGGGUGGUGAUACUGUCAGCGCUCAAUGGAACGAGACAGAAGCCAUAGCCCUGAUGUUCCGCAGUGCUUUGACUACGGGCGCAUUGCCUGAGUUGAAUGAGCGGCCGAGCUGGUUUCCUGUUGAUCAGUGUGGUCUGGCGAUUUCAGACAUUGCCAUGGAUACUGGUUCUGCUUCUUCGGAUCCUAACCUGGUAUAUCAUAUGGUGAAUCCUCACGCCUUCAGCUGGAAAAACGACUUGCUUCCUGCUUUGAAGAAGGGAUCUGCACUCCCUGACUUCGAAGUCGUUUCCCCACAAGACUGGCUGCGAAGACUGGCGGGCAGUGAUCAGGACCCGAAGAAGAACCCCAGUAUUAAACUCAUUGAUUUCUGGGAGAAUAAAUACUCCAAGUCCAGUUUGCCAGCUGAAGAUUCGGCCUCUGGGGCACUCCCUGAGACAGGCCUGACUUUUGAAACUGGAGUCACCAUCAAAGACUGUCCCUCCUUGUCGAAUGUCAGGGAUCCAGUGAGUGAAGGUCUGAUACAGCGUUAUAUUGAGACUUGGAUGAAGCGAUGGAACAGAACAUAA